AUGUUUCUGAGUUUUAUUCGAUUAACACCACCAAAAACACCAAGAAAUGUAUUUUUUCCAUGGCAUAACUUUUGUGUACAUAAAUCAGGAACUUUUUUAGAAAAAAAUAGAUUAGCAUUAAGAGUACCCAUUAAUUUAACUAAAUUUGAAAUUCGAGAAUAUUUAAGAAAAAUAUAUAAUGCAAAAGUUAUUAAAGUUAAUACAUUAAUUAAAGUACCAGAGAGAAGGAGAAAUUUAAGUGAUCGGAGAUUUAACUAUUAUAGAAAUGGCCCAAGAUAUAAAAAGGCUAUUGUAACAUUAGAACAUGAAGUUCCAGAUAGUGUUAAAAUGAUCCAGUCCUGUAAAAAUAUAGGUAGAAAUCCAUACAUUACUAAAAAAAACGUUAUAUAUGGUGUUAGAAGUGAUGUAAAAAUUACACCUACAAGAUCCCAAUUAUGGCAAAUGGGGGAAUGCAGAUAUUCAUGGAGGUUACCUUUAACAAAUUUAUUGGCUGAUUAUAAAAUGAAUUUAAAUCCUGACUUAAGAAUUGAUGAAGAUUUUGUUCAGUUACAACCAGAUACUACUAAGCCAUUUAUGCACUCUGGUAUUUCUUCAGAAACUUUUAAACCAAAUAAUGUACCAGAGCAAAAAUUUCCUCAUAUUGAUUUAACCCCAUGGAGAAGACAAGUAAAAAAAAUUUAUGACUCAGGUACAUUAGCACCACCUGAGUUUUUUCCGCAAGCAUCUAAAAGUAUUGAAACAAUUGAUUAUUUAAAUGAAGGUAAAAAUAAGAAAAAAUCAUCCAGAAGUAGUGUAUGGAAACCACCUUCAUAG
This is a messenger RNA of Plasmodium gallinaceum, 813 nucleotides long. RefSeq names its product mitochondrial ribosomal protein L23 precursor, putative. Gene Ontology annotation, biological process: mitochondrial translation. Gene Ontology annotation, cellular component: ribosome; mitochondrial large ribosomal subunit. NCBI's taxonomy places the organism in Eukaryota, Apicomplexa, Aconoidasida, Haemosporida, Plasmodiidae. The record is from RefSeq and is a predicted model, not a curated record. The coding region runs from base 1 to 813 and encodes 270 amino acids. The transcript has 2 exons. Gene Ontology annotation, molecular function: structural constituent of ribosome.